CAAAUUUCCUCUUGUGUUUUAAAAAGGGAGGUACAGGUGUACCACACUUCUAAUAUAAAAUUUCAAUUUGAUCAGCUGUUCAAUACUAAUUAUAAACUAACAACCAAUCAGUUGAUAGAAUAUUGAGAUAGUAUAAUAUUCUAAUAAAAGGUUACUGUAGUAAAUUUACUCUAGAACGCAGCAAGAAACAUCGAGUGUUACGUGUUUUAUCAAAAAUUCUUAUUAUAUAUUUGAGUAAUGCUUUUAUGCAUUCGUUUGCUAUGCAUUGAAAGCAGUAUCUUUCCGAACACAACCUGGCUGUACGAUUCAAAAUUAACAAACUUUGAACUUUUCAACAAGGAAGUGUUAUUCUUUUUCCUGCUUUUCUUAGUAACAAAUGUAAAUAAGGUGUAAAAAAUUGACCUUAUUGCUGACUCAGCGUAUCGAGGACUGAAUUUUAUUCAUGUGGACGCUUCUUAUGUUAAGGUAACCGCGAUACGAAACAAUCGAUCCACAGCGUGUCAUAAAAAUAGUGAAAUAAGAACUAUAAUAUACUCGAUGUUUAUACGUGUUAUUCGAGAAAGACGAUAUUCACGUUGAUCAGUCGAUUCGAAUAGUAUUUUCGAACUAAUCUCUACGUUUGAUCAACGAUAGACUGGGUUCUGUUCAAAAAUAUCAAAUUGUCUAAAUACGUAUCGCCUGCCACGCAGCUGUAUACAACAUAAUGCAUCGAUAUGAUGUCCAUGUUAUUGUUAAAUUAUUGUUUUUCGACUGGAGUAACUUCGACAGUACAUUUUAAAAAGAAAAGGAAUCGCUUGCCGACACGAGUGCGAUGAGUUACAUGUGCGAAUGUCAAAAACGAUCUCAUCAUGUAGUUUCACGGACAGCUGGAGGAGAUGUUUGGUAUAUUCAAAAUUCUAUUCAGUUUAGUGAAAUUCGAUGUUUUUGAUUGGACAUCAGUGUUUAUUUUGAAAAGAAUUGUAUCAAGCAACAAGCAUUAAAAUGUCUACAUUAAAACUGAGUAUGCAAGACAAAAAGGACUUGGACAAGUUCACCAAAUUUUUGGCAUUGAAAGCAGCUCAAAUUAUAGUGCAAUCGAGGUCAGGUGAAAAGGUCAGCACAAAGUGCAAGCCAAAUUCAUCUGGAACUGAUUGGUUCAACCUAGCUAUUCAUGAUCUACCAGAAGUUUUGGCAGAGGCUAAAAGGGCACUAUGUGGAGAAAUAAUAAAUUCAACUAUACCUCUUUGCAUUGAAAUUUCUCUGAGAACCGUUGAGGGUGACACAAUGGUUUUGGAAACAUGGAGUCUUGGUGUUCUACCAGAACACAGUGAUCCUACUGUGAGAGUAACAUACACGAUAUAUAACAGAAUGGGUAUUUUAUUGAAAUCAUUGUUGUCCGUAUCAAGAAUUACCCCAGCUUAUAAAUUGAGUAGGAGGCAAAGUCCAGAUUCCUAUGUUAUUUGUUAUAGAAUUUAUAUGGGAGAACCUCAGUUACAUACAUUAGGCGAUAAUUACAAACAUGUGAGAGUAGGUCAGUUGUGUACACCUGUGGGUACAAUUCAUUUAUCAGUAUCAUAUAGAACAAAAAUGACUAUAUCUCCUACUCAUACUGGCCGUGAUUCGAUAAUGUUAAAGAGCGAUCAUUUUCAUUCUGAUUUAAGUCCUCGUCAUGCAAGAUAUCAACAAAGUGAAGAAACAUCAAAAUCGCUUAGUGAUACUAUUAAAGUUGGAGCCUUUGUAGUAAAUAAGCCUGUUACUGUUAAUGAAGAGGAUUUUGUUAUACCAGAUGUACCUUUUAGUUCAUUGCUAACUCCUAGACAAACGUCACCUCCUCCAGCUUCUGUAGCUGAGACUACAACUACAAAGACUGCAGUAACGGCAACUAUAACAGAUAGCAGUAAUGGAAAUAAUGAAAGACUUACAAAUGAUAAUACAACGUCGAAAUGCAACUCUCAAAAUGGGUCAAGAAGAAGCAGUUGCUCAAUGACCAGUGCCAACGACGAUUUUAUUAUGGUAGAUUUGAAAACUCCUUUUGCCGUGACAAACACCAACAGCGAUUUAGGAGCAUUCUAUCGCGAAUGUCAGAGCGCACCGCAACUUCAAGCUUUUAUGGAGGAAAGGACACUUGCAGAGCAAGUAGGAGACCUUACCAAACAGCUGGAAACAUUUGAAACAAAUAUGCGGCGGUAUGAGGAUAUUCUGUCGUCAUUAUGUCAAAGUGAAAAUAAUAACUAAUGUCAAAAUCAAACAAUGCAAUGUUAGGUGCUUGAAUGAGAAAUGUUAAUAUAUAUACAAGCUGCGUAUAGUAUUUCACCAUAAAUUUAUGCGAUUUUCAUCACAUACAUUACAAUAUUUGGACAGCAUUUCAAUAAAAUUUUUAGCCAAGUG
Messenger RNA from Megachile rotundata (alfalfa leafcutting bee), 2367 nucleotides. It is a transcript of the gene Atg13, whose product is annotated as Autophagy-related 13. Gene Ontology annotation, cellular component: cytosol; Atg1/ULK1 kinase complex; phagophore assembly site. Gene Ontology annotation, biological process: piecemeal microautophagy of the nucleus; autophagosome assembly; protein localization to phagophore assembly site. Lineage: Eukaryota; Metazoa; Arthropoda; Insecta; Hymenoptera; Megachilidae. The record is from RefSeq and is a predicted model, not a curated record.